CUCCGGGCCCGAGCUCCACUUGUUGCUCCUCGGCCGCCCCCUCCCGCUCGUGGAUCGGCCCGGCGGGCGCCAAGCCAGGCGCAGGUUAUAAAGGCCGAGCUGUGACAGCUGACUGCUGUCCCAAGAUGCGCCCCAUGGAAUCGGGUGAGGGAUGCGCCGGGGAUGGGCCCGGGAACUCCCCAGCGAUCACCCCCGCAUCCCCUCCCGCAGACAGUCCCGCUCCAGAGCCCUCCGCCGAGCGGGCACCCACUGCGGGACAGGGGGAAGGGUCCGGAUCCCCUUCUGUCGCGGGACCCCCAGCCGGAGCUUGCCCGGCUCCCGAGGCUGGAUCAGAGGCGGGAGCCCCACGCGCGACCUCAUUCGCGCCAGUCCAAGGGGAUGCCCAGUCUGUGACCAGCAACUCGGACGCGCCGAAGACCCGCUUCAUAUCCCAAGGGUCUCCCCAGACCACUGAGCUGGGGACGCGAAACGCAGCGGACACCUGGAAGAUGCCAACUGCGUAUACUGGCCAGCAGUCGGGGGUAUCGUGCCCGGAGCGCUCCACCUUUAUUCCGGAGCAGGAGGAAGCACUGUGUCCUGACCAGCCCCUGCCAGCCAAGAAGAUCACCCCAGAGGAUGGCAAAGUGGUGACAGAGUUGCUAGAGGAGAGAGAGCGGGAUCCGGACACAGCAGCUCGCAUAGACCAGUCCCUGGUGAAACGGAACGACGUCCUGAUGGAGGAGAACAGCAAGCUGGAAGCCAUGCUGGGCUCGGCCAGGGAGGAGAUUUUACACCUCAGACGCCAGGUGAGCUUGCGGGAUGAUCUCCUUCAGCUCUACUCAGACUCUGAUGAUGAUGAGGAGGAGGAGGAGGAGGAAGAAGAGGAGGAAGAAGAGGAGGAAGAGGAGAAGCAGCAGCAUAAUCAUCCCCGUGAACCCCCUGAGCGGACACCGCUGCCCGAGCUGGAGCACCACUGCCCGCAGCUGGAAGCCCUGCAGGAGCAGCUGCGGCUGCUGGAGGAGGAGAACGGGCAGCUGAGGGAGGAGGUUUCUCAGCUUGAUGUCCUCGACGAGGAGAUGCUUAUUCUGCAAUGUGUGGAGCAGUUUGCGGAGGCCAGCCAGCAGAUGGCUGAGCUGUCGGAGGUGCUGGUGCUCAGGAUGGAGAACUAUGACCUGCAGCAGGAGGAGGUCACCCAGCUGCGGACCCAGGUCACCAGCCUGCAGGAGCGCUGCCAGUCGUAUGGAGCUGAGACGGAGAAGUUGCAGCAGCAGCUGGCUUCGGAGAAAGAAAUCCAGAUGCAGCUCCAAGACGAGCUGCAGGACCUCCGGGAGAAGUACAUGGAGUGCGGGGGCAUGCUGACCGAGGACCAGGGGGAUGGGAAGCCCCUCCGCCAGCGAGCCCCCGCGUCCAAGGACUCUGCCACCGGCUCUACACACAACGGCCCUCCGGAGGGGCUUCCAGAUGGGCAGGAGCCCCCGCCUGAGGAGCGCAGACGGUCUGUGAGGAGGAUUGUUCUGGACCCUCUGUUUAUUAUGGAAGGGUGUGAGCUGUACUGCAGCGACGAGCAGGAGCAGGAGCCGGAUCAGGAGCAGGAGCAGGAGCAGGGGUUCGAGGCUGAGGAGGGGUCCACGCCAGCAGAGGAGUUCACGCUGGUGGAGCUGUUGGUGCCUGAGGAGGAUCUGGGGGCCAUAGAAGAGGUAGUGCCGGCCGAGAACAGGGUGACAGAACACGCGGAGCUGGUGUUGGAGGAGGCUGAGGCCUGGGAGGAGGUAGAGCUGGAACUGGAUGAGACGGCCCCGAGGAAUGUGGUGACCUCGACCCUGGAGGCCACUAGCUUGGGCCUCUCACACCUGGACAUUAAGCAUGUCCUCCAGCAACUGGCCAACUGGCAGGACACCCAUUACAGGCAGCAGCCGAGGCAGAAGACACCCCAGAAAGGUGAGUGCUCCCAUGGCCUCCCUCCAGCCAACCGGACAAGCUGCAGAUCUUCAAGCCGAUGAAAGGUGAGGGUAGGUGAGCCCCCACCAAGUGCUCACUUACCCCAGCCUGGCCCCACCCAGUGUGCUGAUUUGCAUGGACUUUGUAUAUCACUUGCAUAGGCACCUCAAGUUCCCCUCAGCUGGGAUGGGCCCCAAUGCUCAUUUACAUGCAAUUUGCAUAGGAUUCCAGAUCUCCACCCCCUUUUCUCCUAGGGGCUGGGCUGGGGGUCAGGGCCAGGACUGUAGCUUCCCAUGCACCUCAGCUUCCUGUCUCUGCCCACCCCCUUCCCCCUGCCACUCUCAUUCUACCUCCCCC
Molecule: messenger RNA, 2274 nt
Organism: Phyllostomus discolor (pale spear-nosed bat)
Lineage: Eukaryota; Metazoa; Chordata; Mammalia; Chiroptera; Phyllostomidae
Gene: HAP1
Product: huntingtin associated protein 1
Biological process (GO): anterograde axonal transport of mitochondrion; neurogenesis; neurotrophin TRK receptor signaling pathway
Cellular component (GO): dendrite
Molecular function (GO): signaling receptor binding
Source: RefSeq, a predicted model, not a curated record